Molecule: messenger RNA, 1587 nt
Organism: Juglans regia (Persian walnut)
Lineage: Eukaryota; Viridiplantae; Streptophyta; Magnoliopsida; Fagales; Juglandaceae
Product: U-box domain-containing protein 33-like
Exons: 4
Coding region: 228-1457 (409 amino acids)
Biological process (GO): protein phosphorylation
Molecular function (GO): protein kinase activity; ATP binding
Source: RefSeq, a predicted model, not a curated record
CAGGUUCAAGUCGUUCAACAUACUCUCCUAAAGGAGUUCUUGAUUUAACUCUAAGUCCAUUAGUACGGAAACCAAGUACUCCAACAUUGGAGGGGUUCGAGUUCAUUAGUACUCCAUUCUCACCAGGCAGCUCUUCUGUUGUGGACGUUGCAUCUUCUAACGAAGCUCGAAGUGUUGCGGACAAGACUAAUUUAGAUAAUCCUCAUUAUGAGAGACUUCAACAAGUGAUGGCAAAUGCGGAAAAAUUGACACGCUUGCAGCAAAAAGUAGCAAGAGAGCUCGGUGAGGCUAUGGGCAAGGCCCAAGAAGAGUUGAUACUCAGAAGAGAAAUUGAGGAAGGGAAAGCAAAAGAGAGAGAAAUUGAAACGAUGAAAAAUCAGAUAGACCAACUCAUGGAAAAGUUCCAGAUUUUCCAAGAACGUGAAACAUCAUUAAAGAAUCAAAUUCUAGAGUUGCAGAUGGAACGGGAUAACGCAGUGAAAGAAGCUGAAGAGUUGAGAUAUAAACAAGGAGAAUGCUCAAGUUGGAAUAUGCCUUGGUUCUCUGAGUUCUCAUUGUUGGAGAUUAAGGAAGCAACUCAAAACUUCAAUGAAUCCCUGAAAAUUGGAGAAGGAGGAUAUGGCAACAUAUACAAAGGCUAUCUACGUCAAAUCGAGGUUGCUAUAAAGAGGCUAAAUCCUCAGAGCUUACAUUCAAGUUGCGGGCAAGGCCCCUCAGAGUUUCAAAUGGAGGUUCGUGUAUUAAGUCAGUUGAGGCAUCCGAAUCUUGUGAGGCUUGUUGGAUCUUGCCCAGAAGAAUUUGCACUUAUAUACGAGUAUCUAUCUAAUGGAAGCCUUGAAGAUCGACUCAGAUGUAGGGACAAGACUCCUCCAUUGUCCUGGCAAACUCGAAUCUGUAUUGCUACGGAGUUGUGUUCUGUCCUUGUAUAUCUCCAUUCCAGUAAACCUCAUAGUAUCGUACAUGGUGAUCUAAAACCCUCCAAUAUCCUCCUUGAUGCCAACUUUGUUUCGAAACUUAGCGACUUUGGAAUUUGUCGAGUGUUAUGCCAUGAUCAAUGUUCAAACAACAACACAACACUAUGUCGUAUAACUAUCCCAAAGGGCACCCUGGCUUAUGUAGAUCCUGAUUUCGUUGAAACAGGAGUGCUUACUAUGAAGGCUGAUGUUUACUCGUUUGGAAUCAUAUUGCUACAAUUGUUGACUAAUCGACCUGCCAUCUCCAUAGCAAAUGACGUGAAGUCUGCCUUAGGUGAUGGAAAUUUGAAAGCUCUCUUGGAUCCUUCAGCUGGAGAUUGGCCAAUUGUGGUUGCUCAGACCUUGGCUGAAUUGGCAUUGCCAUGUUGUGACAGGAACCGAAAGAACCGACCAGAACUUGGAUCAGAUGUCUGGGAGGUACUUGAAUCAAUCAUGGCAUCAUCCGUAGCCUCAUCCUCAACCCAGAUGGGUCCUAAAGGUUGAUGGUACCAACCAUCUCUGUAGUUUAUACUUCAUUUUGCUUGUUUCCUGAACAUCACAGAUACCUGUGACCACCAUUCAACACCCUCCACUUUUUUUUUGCUAUUUUCUAUUCAAUCCAUCUAUACUCUUU